This is a messenger RNA of Cyprinus carpio (common carp), 1987 nucleotides long. RefSeq names its product vacuolar fusion protein MON1 homolog B-like. Gene Ontology annotation, biological process: vesicle-mediated transport; protein targeting to vacuole. The transcript has 6 exons. The coding region runs from base 363 to 1655 and encodes 430 amino acids. The record is from RefSeq and is a predicted model, not a curated record. NCBI's taxonomy places the organism in Eukaryota, Metazoa, Chordata, Actinopteri, Cypriniformes, Cyprinidae.
UUAGCUCAGCUGAUUUGUGCGGCUAGUCUUGCGAACAUAAACUACAAUUCCCAUCAGCCUUUGUGGCGACACAAUGCACAUCAUUUGCGCUUCAUUAUGUUGCAUCCUGAAUCCUGACUUUUUCGGAAAGUGAAAGAAAUAUCCAGCGACCAAAACCACGUAAACGCACAGAAUGUCACAAUAACAGUUUCCAAACUUGCAUCAUGUGAUACCUCUGGGAUUUCAGACUGAGUAAUGGAGAGCCACAGAGAUCCACUCUGUGACAUCAAUAGAACAAGUGUUUGCACCCUUAAAACUAAAAAAAAAAAAACCCCACCAAGUCCAGAAGAUUCUCACUUUGAGGGAAAUGAGAAACAGACAACAUGCACAGGAGCGACAAUAGAGGAAGUUGGGAGUUUCAACCUGAGGACACCUUAACAGAGGAGACUGGUAAUUUUCCAUCUACUUUGGCCCAGGCGAACUUCAGUGAUGCCCUAGGUCUGGCUUAUAUGAAUGAAGAGAUAAUGUCAGAGAGUUGGAGGCAACACAGGAAGCAUGUGUUUGUGCUGAGCGAGGCAGGGAAGCCCAUCUACUCACGCUAUGGCAAUGAGGAGGCCCUCUCCUCCACCAUGGGUGUCAUGAUGGCGCUGGUCUCCUUCGUCCAGGCUGGAGGCAACAUGAUUCAGUCUAUUUUUUCAGGAGGGCAAAGGCAGGCAUUGGACGGCCGACAGCAUGAAGCUGGGAUCAGAAUCCAUGACAUCGAGAAGGCCGUCCAGAACCUUCUCCGAACCAAACAGCAGACGCCGCAGGUCAAAGUUCUUGCGGCGCUCAAAGAUGCGGUUUAUGCUGGCCUGCAAAGCCAUCACACCGAUAACCGACUUGUCUCCGUCGUUCAGGAGAAGACGGUUCUGGAGGACGCUAGACUAAAACCUAGUGACCUUCAUCUCCUCUUCAACCUGAUCAGGGCCUCUGCUUUUCAGGCUGGAGAGAUAUGGAUGCCCAUCUGCCUGCCUCUGUUCAAUCACGACUGCUACUUUUAUGCUUAUGUGGCAUAUCUAGACCCUCCAGAAUGUACUGUAUGCCUUGUUCUUCUGUCUACAGAUAAAGAAGCAUUUUAUGCCGUAGCAGAGUGCAAAAGGAAAAUUGAGGAAGCUUUUGCAUCCCAGAAUGCCUUGCAGUGGGUGGCAAACACUCAGUUAUAUUAUGUUGAUGAUAUCAGUGUAGCUAAUCUUAGGCACUUCCUUUACAAGCCCUCAAAAGUGCUAGACCACCAUCGCCAGCUGCCACAGUUCACAUGCCCAGAGAUGGAGGUGGGAUACAGAAGCCAGGAAGAGAGGAUACGCCUGCUGGAUCUGUAUCGCAACAUGCACAAUCGUAUCCACAGUACAUCACGACCACUUAAACUCAUCUACCAUUCUGCAGGCAAAGAAACUCUGCUGGCAUGGGUCACAAGCAAGUUUGAAAUGUUCGCCUGCUUUACUCCACUCGUCACUAAGAAAUCAGCUAUCAGUGAGCUCACUAAACUGUUGCGAUGGAUCAAAAAGGAAGAGGACCGUCUCUUUAUCUGUCACCUCCCAAAAUACUCCACUGCACCGCAGCCCGGCAGGAGCUCCACAGACAGGGGGAGUUCAGCUAGACCGAAUACAUCAGACACUGGACUUCUGUCUCUCUUGUAGCCUUGAGUAACAUACCGGCCAACACACAAGUUGCUGUUUUACUUCCAUGUUUUAUGGUCAGUUCUGUGGGUUAUGAAAUGGGAAAUGUGGCUGCAGUGAAUAUACUGUACGUACGGUUUGUUUGUGGGCUCUUAGGUGGCGUGUUAACUAAAUGCAGUUAAAGUUCUCCAAUUCAUGUUAAUUUUUCAGCUCAACAUUUCAUGCAUUGUUCUGCUGAUAGCAUAAUUUGUAAUGUCAGGCUAUUGUAAUAAAUUAGUAGAAAUUAGAAAAUCAUACAUUUGGCAGCAGUAAUAUUUUUUUUUUAAGUGUCUUAGCAAGGCUGCAUUUAUUUG